AUGAUGGAUUCCAAUUCUGUAAAUGAUAAUUUUGAUUAUUUACUUCAAUUGACCAAAGUGUUGACAUCGGAAUGUAGAUCAAGUAGAGCAGCUACGGAUAGAAUCGAAUCAUUAUUAAAACGUGUUGCUACUCAAUCUAAUAUUCCAUAUGAUACUUUAUCGAAGGCCACCGGCAAAAGAAACAAUAGCGAAGAUAAUACUACCACUACUGAUGUAUUGAAUGAGAAGGAACAACUGAUUUUGGAAAAUUAUAAGUUAAUUUAUAUGAUUGAACAAGAAGAAUACUUGAAAAAAAAAUUAUGGGAAUUGAUUAAGAAUAUAAAUGAUCAUAUUUUAUCGGUUAAAAAUUUUAUUAUACAACAAAAAUUAGAUAAAAUUGAAGAUUUUGAUAAUUUCAUGUUUGAAAAUUUUGAUUCCCUUGAAAUUAAUUUUUUUAAUAAUAUCCAAAUUUUGGAAAAUUCAAAUGGAAUUACGAAGGGUAAGAUUGCUUUAAUUGUGAAUGAAUUUAAAGAAAAUUACAAAGAAAUUGAUUGGAAUUUAAUCCCAAAGGAUUCAAAAUAUUAUGCUAAUUUACAUUGGAAGAUAUCACAAUUCGAAUCAAUGUACAAUGAGAAACUAACAUGA
Molecule: messenger RNA, 624 nt
Organism: Naumovozyma dairenensis CBS 421
Lineage: Eukaryota; Fungi; Ascomycota; Saccharomycetes; Saccharomycetales; Saccharomycetaceae
Gene: FAR3
Product: Far3p
Exons: 1
Coding region: 1-624 (207 amino acids)
Source: RefSeq, a predicted model, not a curated record